Messenger RNA from Salvelinus sp. IW2-2015, 1111 nucleotides. RefSeq lists its product as uncharacterized. NCBI's taxonomy places the organism in Eukaryota, Metazoa, Chordata, Actinopteri, Salmoniformes, Salmonidae. The record is from RefSeq and is a predicted model, not a curated record.
UCUAUCGGGCAUUUUUCAGUUCGGAGAGGCAGACAAAAUGGACAUUCACAGACAGGACAGCCACAACAUCAAUCCCAACUUCCGUCAUGGUCGUCAAACGUCAGUCCUGGGGCACGUGCGUAGGCUUCUCAGCGUCCAGGAUCCCCCAGAGCUCGGCCCUCCUCGGCCCUCCUUCAAACGUCACAGCAGUGAGGCCUUCUUCCCCUUCAGACCUGACUCCCAUGACUACCCUGGAUCAGACGACCAGGCUCCCCCAGGACRUGAUCACUCUCUGUUCCCCAGACCCAACCUCUUUAACUCCCAUAACCCCCUCUCGCCCAACCACCCUCUGGAUACGCUACGGGAGGUUAGUAGUACUCUUUCUUCCCUGYACACUGAGCCCSGUACGRCGUCCUUCACAGACCUGCCUCAGUGGGUGGUAAGUCCACCUGCUUUUUCUAAUGAUCAUGGGGAUAGUGGUUAUGGGGGUGAUGGAGGGACGUGUGGGGCAUUAUCUGGGGCUCCACAACCCCUGAAUCAUAUAGAGYCCUUCACCCAACAGACAGGGCAUGAGCAGGCCUCAAGUAAGCCUGGGACUCCAGUAGAUCUGUCCCCCAUUGUGGAGGCUCUGGCCCUGAACACGAAUCAGGGCAACAGCUGUACCCAACCGAGGCCCAAGAAGUUGAGCUGGAACAUCCCCAAAGACUGGUGUAAGCCACAGAGACGUCAGCUGUCCUUCCAGUUCUCCAGACAGGGCUCAAAGAGCUCCCUGCACAGCCUGCCUAGUCCUAAAGGCCUAGGGAGGAGGAGYGGCCGAAACACCUCCACAGCCCUCCACUUUCCUGCUGAGCAUGCCCAGUUCGAAGCACUGCAAGUCCCAGAGACAGACAUUCUGGAGUCCAAUGGUCAUGAGAGUGACAAGAAGGACACCGAUGACAGCCAAGAGAACAAGGACAAGUCUCAAUCGGAGAAGUCGUAAUAUUCUUCUGACAUACAGUACAUAUCAACCUGCUGUGCCAUAAUAGGAGUCAUUUAACAGGAUCUCUAAGGGUGUAUCCAGCAUUAUUAAUUGACACCCUAAUAAACAUAAAAUGUUUGUUUUAUAAUAAAAUAUAAUUUAUAAUAAAAUAUA